Molecule: messenger RNA, 1267 nt
Organism: Cutaneotrichosporon oleaginosum
Lineage: Eukaryota; Fungi; Basidiomycota; Tremellomycetes; Trichosporonales; Trichosporonaceae
Molecular function (GO): nitronate monooxygenase activity
Source: RefSeq, a predicted model, not a curated record
UCCCACCAUGUCUUUCCUCCAGCGCCUCGGCAUCACCCAUCCCAUCAUCCAAGCGCCGAUGGCGGGCACGUCCACGCCCGCCAUGGCGGCCGCCGUGAGCAACGCGGGCGCGCUGGGCUCGAUCGGCCUGGGGUCCGUCGACGCCGAGGGGGGCCGCAAGGCGAUCCGCGCCGUGCGCGCAGCCACCGCCAAGCCCUUCAACGUCAACGUGUUCGUGCACGCGCCCCCGCCGGCUCCGGCGGCCAGCGCGGCGCGCGACGCCGCGUGGUGCGCCUACCUCCGCCCGCAGUUCGAGAAGUACGGCGCGGCGCCGCCGAGCACGCUCAAGACUGUGUUCGGCACAUUCCAGACGGACGCGGACAUGCUCGCCAUGCUGCUCGAGGAGAAGCCGCCGGUCGUGUCGUUCCACUUCGGCUUGCCGGCGCCAGAGGCGAUCGCGGCACUGAAAGCGUACGGCGCCAUCCUCUUCGCGUCCGCGACGAGUCUGGAGGAGGCGAAGGUGUGCGAGGCCGCCGGCGUCGACGCCAUCGUCGCGCAGGGCAUCGAGGCGGGCGGGCACCGCGGGAUCUUCGACCCUGCUGCGCCAGACGACCAGCUUCCCACCGCGUCGCUCGUGCGUCUCCUCUCCAAGUCGCUCUCGAUCCCCAUCAUCGCCGCUGGCGGAAUCAUGGACGGCGCGGGCAUCGCAGCCGCCCUCCGCCUCGGCGCUUCUGCCGCACAGCUCGGCACCGCGUUCGCAGUCACCACCGAGACAGCUGCGUCGGCCGGACACAAGGCAGCUAUCCUCGGCGAGGCAGGGCGGCACACCCGUCUCGUCGCAGCCGUCUCCGGACGCCCCGCGCGCUCCGCCGCAUCCAACUGGACGCGCAUGAUGGACCAGAUGGCGAAAGACGGGGUGGAAAUCGCAGUGUAUCCCAACGCCUACGAUCUCGGGAAGCAGCUUCACGCGGUGGCGAGCGCCAAGGGUGACCAGGGCUGGGGUGGGUUCUGGGCUGGGCAAGGAGCGCCCCUCGCGCGCGAGAUGGGGGCCGCCGAACUCGUCGAGACGCUCGUCAAGGAGAUGAAGGAGGCGUGAGUGUGGGUGGAGGACAGUGCAACAGGAAUGGAGAAGAGCAAUAAACGGAGCAACGCUGAGGCCAGUCCUCGGGCCAAGUUGUAGUGUGAGACCAGCCCAAGCCUCUCCCACCAACUCCGGCCGCCCAAAUAUCUGUAAAAGUGCACUUGCACAAGUCGGUCAUCGCACGCAUGUACAUCAUCUAGAAUGGGA